CGGCGGGGCGGGCGGCCGGGCCCUGCCCGCGGCGCUGCCCCCCGCGGCGCUGGGCGGGCGGGCGGUCCCCGCUGCGGCUCGGCGCCUUCUCCUCCUCCUUCUCCUCCUCCUCCUCCACAUCCUCCUCCUCCUCCUGGCCGCUGCGGCGCGGGGGCUGCGGGCGGAGCGGCGGCGCCAUGAGCGGGGCGGCGGCGGCGGCGAAGAGCGAGAAGCUGGACGAGGCUCAGGCGCUGGCCCGCAGCUGCGCGGGCAGACCCGACUUCCAGCCCUGCGACGGGCUCUCGCUCUGCGCCACCCACAGCCACGGCCGCUGCUUCCGCCUGCACUGGUGCUGCCACCUGGGAUGGUGCCACUGUAAAUAUGUCUAUCAGCCCAUGACACCCGUGGAGCAGCUUCCCAGCACCGAAAUACCCGUUCGCCCCCGGGAGUCCACAAACACCAUCCAGAUCUCCGUUUCGCUCACCGAACACUUUUUGAAGUUUGCGCCUGUCUUCCAGCCCCCUCUGCCCCCCGACUCCCCGCAGUUCUGCACGAUCGCAGACCUCUUCAUUGACAAUUACCGCGUGAAAUGCAUCAACGGGAAGAUGUGCUACGUGCAGAGGCAGCCGCCCCUCCUGCCCCACAAGAUAAAGCCCGAGGAAGUCGCUGUUCGCAAUGCCUUAAUCACAAAAGAGAGCAAUACACCAAAACCAGAUCACUGCUCGUCCCCUUCCAGCUCCGAGGACUCCGGGAUCAACGCAGUGGGGGUUCACUACGUGGAGUCGUGUGACGAGGACACGGAGGGGGUGGCCGAGCUAAGCUCAGAAGAAGAUUACAGCCCAGAUAGCAGCUGGGAACCAGAUGAAUGCCCGCUCUUGUCACCCUCGCAGUGCGAAAUGGAGGUGAUUGAGACUAUAGAAACCACUGUGUGAGCCGACAAGUUGGUAUCAGAUCAGUCCAGUUCCCACUCAGUAACGUUGCUUUUGUAGUAUUUAUAUUUUCUGUUUUUUUCUGACAAUCCCUUUUUUCCAGUGCACUUGAUAUUUCCGAUUCCUCACGGGAGUGCGGUCAUGGGACUUGCAUACUGGUGAACUAGCAGCAGCCUGAGCAAUUUUAACACAUUCUCAGCCUGAUCAGAUCUCCCACGUCUGCACGUAAGGUAGUGAUAAAUCUUAAGACUUUUAUAGCUGAAAUAGGCCCUUUUCUUGGUCUGGGUUCCAUCAUAUACUAUUUCUCUUACAAGGAUGUGCCAUUCAGGAUGUUUCCAACUGUCAGGAUGUUUGGCCUUCAAAGCACAGAGGGUGAGCUGGUGCAGCACGCCUGCCAGCAGCAAAACCGAGUUGCCCUUACUGUUCCUCAAACAGCCAGGCGAGGCGCGGUGACAAGACGCUCGUUCUGUCUGUCUGUCCUUGCGCGUUUGUCCGUCCUUUUCUCUAGUGCCGGCACGGCCCUUCCCGAAGGCUGUUGGCACCGCUCUUCCCGCAGGUUGGUAUGGCAGGCUAGAGAAUGCACAAAGUGCCUCCGACUUUUCUCCAGGCUAUGCAUCGGGCAUCUGCUGAGUUAGGUCAGGCUCUGAAAUCUCCUGAGAAGGCGACUGUUGCUCCGGAGGGGGAUCAUUUGCCGGGAUCCAGCUGGUCCCUUUUUUCCACGUGGAUCUUAGGAAAGGGGAUCUGGCUUUUGCAGCUCAGCAGGAGAGGGAGCAGGCACAGGUGAAGCGUGGCCAUCUAACCGAUACCACGCUAAACUGGGGUGUAAAAUAAGUGAAGGAAGUGACUACCUCCAAACACACAAAAAAAUCCGCCCUUGGCUUUGCCUGCUGCUUCCUCCUGUGCUGUUUGGUGCCGGACAUGUGCACUCAGGACCAAAUGGCCUCACGGCCUGUAUUUGCCUGGACAAUUCCAAAAUGUAAGAAAACAAAAGUUUAUCAGCCACACCACUGUGUCGGCAGAGCUUGGGGACAGCACGGAGGUGCCUGCGGGGGUGGCCCACGGGCUCGGUAGCGCGUGUGCUUGUUAAAAUACAGCCCGAGUAAUUCUAGGGGAGAGGGGAAGCUUCGGUUCCCGGUGCUUUGCACCCAGUGCCGGAGGGAUUCGAGCAGGGGUUUCCUCAAGGAGCUGAUAGGAGCGAGCUGUCUCGCUGGUGGCUUGGUCUCAGCCCUGCUUGACAAAACAAAAAUGUCAUUUCUCAGAAGAUUUCAGUCAGCUUGAAUCAGUUGGAGUCAGUAAUAACUGUGUUUUCAACAGCAUUACUGAAUUUCUUUGUGUAUUUGCCGUUUACGUUUCAGAAGUCAUUGGUGAAUAUAAGGCUGUAUAAAUGUGUACAGUUUAGUGAUUGAUACUAGAUUAUAGUCUAUGUUAUAGGAUGGCUCAUCUCUCACUGUAUCCUGACAACGUAUUACUAAUUUUAUACACUUUGUAAGCAGUAUCUUUAGAAAAAGUUUAGGCAACUGUGUGUGUAUGUGCACAUGCGCGUGUGCUAGGAGUUUACCCUAAAUGGUUAUAAAGUAAUACUGUACUUUUUAGACUAACACUUUCAGACAAAAUAAUAGGUUUUAUAGUUUUGAUGACUUACAUAAAAAAGUGCAAUGCUUGUUAAAUGAGGCACUUGGGCCAUUGCAUGAACAGAUACAUUCUCACAAAGCACCUGAAAAUAUACUCUGUUUUUCUGAGGGUAUUUAAACAAAGGCUGUAGUAAAGCUAAAUAGGAUUUAUUUAUUUUUUAAGGGUAGGGUUGUCUUACUUGGUUAACUAAGGUUUCUAACAAUGUUUUAGUGUCUUUUGACCAUUCAGACACAUUCCAUAGGUAGAAGGAAGCAUUAUGUAUAAACCUGCAGCAUUUACUCAUAUUUAAUCGCUCCAUUAUAAUCUAAGCGGAGAGCUGGAAAAGCUCCCACUCAUGCCUGGCCCACCCGAGCUUUCUCCCAAGAGGUGACUUCUCCUUGCUGGGAGGAUGGGGGUGCUGGUAGGUGCCCCUUCCCAAGGGCCAGGUGACAGCGGGACCUUUCCCGAGGCCAGGGUGCCCCUCAGCAGCUCUGCCUGCAGGUGCCACGCACAGAAAAGGCCAUCGGGACCCUCCGACUCUGCACCAGCUCCCCCCAUCUGCGAGCAGGAGCUGCCUCCGCCUGCCGUGAAUGCAAUGACAUUGAGUCGGGUGGUAGUUAUGACCGAGACUUACCAUGAGAACCUCUGGUCUUGCAGGUUCAUAUCACUGUCGUCAGGAUACGUUCUUUCUUAACUGUAAGUAAUUAGCAAUAUUCACAAGCUGUGAGUGUCUCCUACCCAGGAUUUGUUCAAAUGUCUUAAGCACAAUAAGCUGCCUCUUCCUGCUGUUGUACCUGUAAAAAGUCAGUGGAGCAGGCUGGUGUGGGACAGGGCUAUUUCUGGAAGGCGUUUGAGCAGCCAGCACAGUGGCAGGUUCCUCUCUGUGCUCCAUCACGCACCCCAGCUCAGAAACACGCUCCUCACAGAAACACGAUCUCUUUUCUUUGCACAAACAUGCCGGCAUAGACACGCUGUAAGAGACGUGCCCUGGGCUCCCUGCUUCCCUCAGCCAGGGAGAGGUGUGUGUAUUUCCUCUUUAAUAAAAUACUAAACAACUGCA
Molecule: messenger RNA, 3579 nt
Organism: Columba livia (rock pigeon)
Lineage: Eukaryota; Metazoa; Chordata; Aves; Columbiformes; Columbidae
Gene: C9H3orf70
Product: chromosome 9 C3orf70 homolog
Exons: 2
Coding region: 177-911 (244 amino acids)
Biological process (GO): nervous system development
Source: RefSeq, a predicted model, not a curated record